AUGGCGCUGCAUGCCGCGGCCGGCGCCGUGUCAGAGGACGCGCUCGGCGAGCUCCGGUACCUGCAACUCGUCAUCCGUGAGACGCUCCGGCUACACCCUCCGCUGCCGCUGCUGCUGCCACGCGAGUGCACGAUCGGUCGCGACGAGCGGUACUGGCCCGGCGGCUCGCCGGAGGAGUUCCGGCCGGAGCGGUUCGACGACGGUGAGGCGACCGCCGCGGUGGACUUCAGGGGCGCCGACUUCGAGCUCCUGCCGUUCGGCGGCGGCCGGCGGAUGUGCCCCGGGAUGGCGUUCGGGCUUGCCAACGUGGAGCUCCCUCUCUCCAGCCUGCUCUUCCACUUCGACUGGGAGGUGCCUGGCAUGGCCGACCCGACCAAGCUCGACAUGACUGAGGCGUUCGGUAUCACUUCACGCCGGAAGGAGAAUCUCCAUCUCCGGCCACUCCUCCGCGUGUCUGUGCCCGGCGUCUAGCUGGCUUCGCUGGACGACGACGGCCUUCUCUAUGUUGCCACGACACACAUCUAGUCUAGAGUACUCUCUCCAUACGUUUGGAUAGCUCAAAAUUCAACUGACCACCGUCAAACAUUUAUGGAGGUAUAUGGAAGUGUUUCCUUUUUCCUUAAGGGUACAUUCUCUUGUUUUAUGCUUGACAAUCAAAAUGUUAUCAAAAAAUUUUAAAUACUUUAUAAGAUAGGUUAAUAUACGGUAUAUCUUUUUAUAAAUAUGCGAGUUAAAAUUUGAUUUAUAUAAUUAAAAAAACAAAUUUGGCAGUGAAUUACAUGUUCUUUUCAUAGUUAAAUUUGUUAUUUUUAUUUCUACCUGUAUAAGUUGAAUUUAAAUUUAUAUGUUUGCGAAGCAUUAUAGAUCGAGGACCCCGAGUCCCCCAA
Molecule: messenger RNA, 887 nt
Organism: Oryza sativa Japonica Group (Japanese rice)
Lineage: Eukaryota; Viridiplantae; Streptophyta; Magnoliopsida; Poales; Poaceae
Product: tabersonine 16-hydroxylase 2
Molecular function (GO): monooxygenase activity; oxidoreductase activity, acting on paired donors, with incorporation or reduction of molecular oxygen; iron ion binding
Source: RefSeq, a predicted model, not a curated record